AUGUCCACAGGCUCGUAUGAUGAGGCAUCAAAUUUGGUCAAAGAUCCUACCUCCCCCUUGUCAUUGGCAGAAGUAGAUGACGUGUUCGAUAAACUUGGAGAGGCUGAAGGUGCCACUGCUGCCGACACAGAAGAUGCACACAAUAAACCCACUGCUGCUUCUGGAAAAGGGCCCAAAGUAACAUCAAAGCACGGUAUUUUCAAAAAGCCCAAAUCUUCAAAAGGUUUAGGGUUCUUAAUCAAAGCUCGGGAAGGUGCCAAGAAGAGCAAGUCUCCACUUGCAGGCAAAUCCAAGGGUAAGAAGCACAAGGAUCUAGAUGAUGAUGACUUUCUUGAUGAGCUCGGGGCCGGUGGUGAAGGAGAGGGGGAAGUUGAUGAGAAUGUCAAGGCCAAGUCUGAGCACUGGCAGAUGUUCCAACAGAUGCAGGAGAGGAUCAAACUGAACGUGCUGAAGACACAAAGUAACAUCGGGAAACUUGCGUCUGGCCACAUUUCUCCCUCGGGGAGAAUCUCUCCUGCCAAAGACAGAGAUGAUGAUGUGAACAGUAGCAUUCGGUUUGCAAAUCUCAACGAGCAGGACAGUGUGAAUUCAGAUCAAGGAACGGAUAACACCUUAAACGCAUUCGGUGAAGAAGAUUCCAAUAACAUUAACAAUUACUACGACAGCUCAGAUCUAGCAAACCUCAUUUCUCUUCCACAUUUCACUGUGUCCUCGCCAUCAGCAUUCACCACUUCUUUGGGAGCAGAUACCAGCUUCAGCAUGGAGCAAGAUGCCCUGCAGGAGGCUCUAGGUCAGGAGAGAGCUUCCAACACACCACCAGCGACCUUGGUGGAUGAGUUUGACCUACUUGGUCUCAGUGUCAACCCUGUCACUACUGCCCCAGUCAGUAAGGUCUCCCAGCAGAGUUCACUGAAUGAAGAUCUCCUGGGUUUGGAUGACUUCAUGUCCCAGCCGGUGUCCCGGGACAUGUCCCAGGAGAACCUCACCACAGACUGGCUGGCUGGCUUUUCCACGGCUGAGAGCAGUGCUCAGUCUUCUCUGUGCCCAAGUCCUGUUCAGUUUGAUGUGGACAUGUUUGUCAAUCAGGGAAAGCUGGUUCCAGAGAGCACAGCAGUCUCAGACCUAGCUCGAUCUCUUGUUGAUGAUUUCUUGCAGUGGGGGGCAGGUAAUGCUGAUGAACCGCUCUCCAAGAAUCCGUUCCAGUCAGAUGAUUUUGGCUCAGAUCAUGGCCUUAAACCUAAUGCUUUUAACCCUUUUGCAACCAUUGUGGAGUCUGAUGACCCUGAUGGAGGCAGUGAUUUCAUGGGAGGCUAUAGUGAGAUAACUCCGUUGGAGAAAAUAGGUGCAGAAAAAAGAACAGACCCAUUUUGUACUGACAGUAAUCCAGUGUCUGCACAGGACUUGACUUCUGCCUUUUCUUCAGUGGAUCCUUUUGCUCCAAGUCCUGCUUUCUCUGCACCACUUGACAUCAACGCUAAUGCUGCUGUACCAAUCUCUGCUGCGCCGAUCCCUGCUGCACCAGCUCCCACUGCACCGGUUCCUCCAGCCCGGCCUGCUCAACAUCCACACAGCAGGAAAACAUCGAGGAAAUCAUCCAACCCCUUCUUGUUAACAGAUGAUGACUUUGCUGGAGGCGAGAUCACUUUUGAUGACAACUUCUUUGCCAGCCGUGGCAUCUUCCAUGCUCCAUCCAAGGAUCAGGACAGUAUCUGGGGAGUCAGCAGUACUUCUGAGUCUCAGGUAGCUUCUUCCGGAACCUUCUCAGAGCCUGCGGCAAAUCCAUUCCAGGAUGAUUUGUUCACCACAGGCAACUUUUCUCCUGCUAUCAACCAGGCAUUCGGGUUUGGUGACGAGACCUCUAAAAACCAGGCAUUCGGGUUUGGUGACGAGACCUCUAAAAACCAGGCAUUCGGGUUUGGUGGCGAGACCUCUAAAAACCAGGCAUUCGGGUUUGGCGAUGAGACUUCUAAACACCAGCCCAUCGGGUUUGGCGACGAGACCUCUAAAAACCAGACAUUCGGGUUUGGCAACGAGACCUCUAAAAACCAGACAUUCGGUUUUGGUGACGAGACCUCUAAAAACCAGACAUUUGGGUUUGGUGACGAGACCUCUAAAAACCAGACAUUUGGGUUUGGUGACGAGACCUCUAAAAACCAGACAUUUGGGUUUGGUGACGAGACCUCUAAAAACCAGACAUUUGGGUUUGGUGACGAGACCUCUAAAAACCAGACAUUUGGGUUUGGUGACGAGACCUCUACACUACAACCCAUUAACCCAUUUUUAACUGCCAGCUUUGAGAACAUAGCAUCUCAGACACAGAGCCAAUCCUUCUCAGCUGACAACCCAUUUGCUUCCAUGGUAGCAGAUACAAGUCCUGCCCUAAGUCCUGUGCACAGUGGAUCUCAGAAUGUGGGCAUGGACUCCUUGCUAGAUGCUGGGUUGGAUGUUAGUAAGGGAAGCAAGCCGUCGGCUAGUAUAGACUUGAACUUUGAUCCUCUGGCCAGGAUGUCUGAGAAAACUGAAAUCCUUGUAGAAUCACUGGUACCUGGUGGCGAUCUUUUCGGAAGCCAAGGAGACAAUUUUGGGCACUUUGACACUAAACCAGUUCCAAAUGAAGAAGACGGGCCAUCAGGUGGACUAAAGUUGACCAUCAAGAGCUUAUCACAGAUGGAGCAGAAGGAAACCUCAGGUCCUAUACCCAUGUUACCUCCACCUCCACAAAAACCACCUAAAUCCCCUCUGAUGCCUCAGAGGGAGAAUCCUUUCAACAGAGAAUCGCCACCUGAAGAGAACUUUGCCAGUUUUGCUGAAAUUGAAGAAGAGCUGAAGAAGAAGGCCGAGGCUGAGUCAGCGCCUGUGGCAGACAAGAAGGAAUAUGUUCGGUCAUUGACUUCUGAAGAUAGCAGCCCAGAAGAGGAGGGUCCUUUGGAACCUUUGGAACCUUUCCAUUUAAACCAGGGAAAAGAGUUCUGGAAACUGAUGGUCAGACAGCCAACGAAGAAAAAGCUGGCUGGAAACAGAUUCUGGAAGAUGACCAUUGUUCGUCUGGGCACCUCCAAGGAUGGUCCAGUUGUGAGACUGUUCAUGGAGGAGAAGGACACUGAACCUUUUCAGGAACUGCCUCUGCAGCCAUGCUACUCAAUCAGCGAUAUUUCUAUGCAGCAGUAUGACCAGUUCGGCAAGAUCCACACAGUCAAGAUUCAGUAUAUCUUCUACCGGGAGCGAGUCGGUAUCAGGCCUGAACGUAUCACUCCCUCAUUUGUUCGCAAACCCAAGCCCAACAUGAUCCUGGACCACGCCCCUCAGGUGUCGGAGCUGAUCAAGCUGGGCAGCCUUGACAUUGAUGAGAUCACUUCCUUCGUGUGGGCCAUGGAAGACACCCUGAUGAAGCUGGAGUGUCACCGAGACAAGACCUUGACCUACACAAAGGAUGAGGUGCAGGCCGAAGUUUGGGAUGAGUACUUUGCUGUUAUUGACAAAGACGGCCAUGUCGUUUCACAGAAGGCCAGGGUUCGGAUAUUUUUUCUGGCUUUUCUGACCGGCAUGCCUGCUUGCGAACUAGGAAUCAGUGAUCGCAGAAGGAAAGGAAAGGAAGUUGUGGGGCGACAUGAUAUUAUCCCAGUCCGAACGGAAGAUUGGAUUCGCAUUGAGGAUCCUGAGUUCCACCAUGUUGUGGAUUUAGAUACAUAUAAUAGAACCCACAACAUCCGCUUUCAUCCGCUGGAUGCUUGCCAGUUUGAACUUGUGCGGUUCCGGGUCCGACCCAAGGCCAAUCGGGAGCUACCUCUGCAGCUGAGGGUCACGCAGUUGAUGAAAGGUCGACAUUUUGAGGUCAGGGUCGACCUGCUGGUGACAGGGUACCACGCCUUCAGUAAAAAAUGUGGCCAGUUUCCCUGCGAGGACAUUGAGGUAAGAAUCAAAGUUCCAGAAGUGUGGAUUUACUACUUCCGCUACGAGAAGAGGUUCGGCUACGGCUCCCUGAAAGCCAUGGCUAGGAAGCCGGGACGGAUCAAGGGGCUGGAGAGAAUCAGCGUGAUGGCUCAGGGGCUUCUGACCCCAGCCCUGAUGGAGGCUUCGGUUGGCUCAGCCAAGUAUGAGCAUCUGUACAGAUCUGUUGUGUGGAGGAUACCUCGACUGCCUGAACGUAACCAUGGUGCAUACAAGAACCACCUGUUUGUCCUACACCUAGCCUUGGGACAACAUGAUGAGAUUCCAGACCAGCUGGAGCAGUGGGCCGAUGUCUCCUUCACCAUGCCAGCCUCAACAGUCUCCAAGGCUCAGGUUCGAUCCAUCAGCGUGGAAAACCCAGACCCCCCGGAGAAGUGGGUGCGAUACAUCGCCAAGUACCAGUACAAAGUAGAGAUAGACAACCAAGUGGAGACGGAAUCAGAUAAGGAUGCCAGCGACUAG
This is a messenger RNA of Candidula unifasciata, 4410 nucleotides long. The record is from the annotation of a GenBank genome assembly. NCBI's taxonomy places the organism in Eukaryota, Metazoa, Mollusca, Gastropoda, Stylommatophora, Geomitridae.